Molecule: messenger RNA, 3163 nt
Organism: Perca flavescens (yellow perch)
Lineage: Eukaryota; Metazoa; Chordata; Actinopteri; Perciformes; Percidae
Product: glyoxal reductase
Exons: 6
Coding region: 250-1125 (291 amino acids)
Source: RefSeq, a predicted model, not a curated record
CUCUCAAAAUGUCACAUGACUGCUGUCAGCUUACCACGUGUAGCAGGAAGGAGUAGUUGUAAACAUUCCUCUGUACAAAGAUACAAAGGUAAAAGUUGUAAAGUAAGGUGACAUUUCCUUUUAUUGACACGUGUCACCUAUUUAGGCAAUUCUCCUGCAUAAGAAUUUAGCUGAAAGGGCCCAAAAGUGUUGGGUAGACCAACAAGUCCAAAUAGGGUACAAAGAAAAUACAAGUGCCUCUCAAAUCAGAUGUCUUCCUCCUCCUCCACUACCUCUGCUGUCCUCCUAAAUACGGGGGUUCAGAUGCCCCUCCUGGGUUUGGGGACCUACAAGUUGGUGGCUUCUGAAGAUGUCUACCGGGCUGUGGACGCAGCGCUGGUUGCUGGUUAUCGGGCCUUUGACAGUGCAGCCGUCUACCGGAAUGAAGCUGACCUGGGCCGAGCCCUGAAGCAGCUCCUGCCCAAACAUGGCUUAAGCAGAGAGGAUGUAUUCAUAACCAGUAAGCUGGGCCCCAAGGAUCAGGGUGAGAGAGCCAUGGAAGGAGCCCUCCGCAGCCUGGCUCAGCUGGACUUGGGUUACAUUGACCUGUACCUGAUCCACUGGCCUGGCACACAGGGUCUGGUAGUGGCUGACCAACGCAACCCAGGCAACCGAGCUCAGAGUUGGGUCACCCUGGAGGAGCUGCAUGCCCAGGGGAAGCUGAAGGCCAUAGGAGUGUCCAACUACACACCAGCACACAUGAGAGAACUGAUACAGAGCUGCAAAGUUCCUCCUGCGGUGCUACAGGUAGAGUUUCACCCGAGGCUGUGCCAGACGGAGCUGAGGAGUGUGUGUGAGGAGUAUGGAGUGUGUUUCCAAGCGUACUCCUCCUUAGGGAAAGGAGAGCUGGUCACUGAUCCUGUGGUGAUGGAGGUGGCAAAGAACUGUGAACGCACACCUGCACAGGUCCUGUUGCGCUGGUCUGUGCAGCAGGGCGUCCCAGUGCUCCCCAAAUCUUCAAAUCCAGACAGAAUAAAGGACAAUGCCAGACUUUUUGACUUCACACUGAGUGACACAGACAUGGACAGACUGUCAGCUUUGGACUGUGGGCACAAGUACUGCCGGGAUUCAUCAGAAGUGGCUUAAUAGGCCACUAGUGGAACACACAUUAUCUUCCAUGAUGCCUCUUUAAUGCUGUUGUUCUUUUGCUCUGACUGGCAUAGAUGCAGUGGUGGGAAACCACCACUAGAAAGUUACCUUACAAAUUCACUGGGUGAACGUAUUGAUUUAGGUAAAUGUAUGUACUGAGGUAUCUGAGAGUUCCAGUAAUAUUUGCCCAUAAGUUUUCCUGUUUAUUGUGACAGAUAUGCCAUGAAACACAGAGGCUUUUCAUGCAGUACCUAUAGGUAAAUGUUGCUGUUCUAUAUACUUUUGUUGCCUCAUUGUUCUUUACUAAUACCCUUACAAUGCAAUAUUAUGGCUUUUGUAUUCUAGCUCUCCCAUUUAAAUUGUCUAUGAAUUACCAUACAUUUGCACUGAACAUAAUAUGAAAUUUCUAAAAGUGUCCUUUUGUAUUAGAAAAAUUUGAAAAAUUACGCAAGAGACUCUUCAAAACCACUCUUAAAAGUAUUUAUUCAGCACAGCAUAUACCAGAAGUUUCACAGCUCUAGAGACAAUUUACAAAAGUUGAAAAAAAUAAAAAAGGAAUCCAACAAAAAAAAAAGAAUGAAAUAUUAAGAAUUACAUUUUCUCCACACACAUCUCCAGAUUCAAGUAAUAUCACGGAUGGUUGUAAAACGCCAGGUGCCCAGACAGGUUUUUUCCUCUGGGGUGUGUUCACUGCCACAAAUGUUUCAAGUCAAAACCAUAACAUGACUUUCUUUUUCUGAAAUGGCUUUUCCAGCAUUAGCCAUUAUAAUUUUCUCACAGUUGUGACAGCAAACGCACCACCAUUGUGCUUUUUUUCCUUAAGCGUAAUAGGUGACUGUAAAGUUUAAGGCGGUAAUUGGGUAAACAGACAAGACUGGUUAUGUGGUGUCACAUCACAGGUUACAGCAUAUUCAAGGCAGUUCAUGACAAUAUUGUACUCUUAAAAUUCCAUAUUCAUAUUUGGCCCCAAGCUCUAAACACAUAUUCUCUGCCAGCUGAUUCAACUGUACUAAUUGUGUCAAAGUACAGGUACAGGUCUAUUAGGAGUGACUUAUUAUGUAAAACACUAACUAACUUUGUUUUGACGGCACAAUUACACACUCCUAGAUGUAACAGCAUAGUCUGAACUGUAGCUUUAUACUGGAUACUUAUUCAAUUUAAAGGGUCACCCACAUGUUUCAGUGAAUUGGUCUUACACAGUUAGGGGUUGCAUGUUACCAAACAUGGUAGACUUUGAUGAAUCUUCCAAAAAAAGGGGAUGCUAUUCAGAUUGUCUACAAUUCUGACUAAAAGAUGCUUGAAAAAGGUGGAGAAACAUUUGAGUGGUAAGACAAUAGAAAUGCAGCCCCUUAGCUCCAUGCCUUAGCCCCCCACCCCUGCAAUUCACAUCUCAACCCUACAAGUGUAGAGGAAGAAACAAGUAGAACAAACCUAUUACCAUUUUCAAUAAUCACAUAUUGAUAAACGACCUAAAAAUAGCCUAAUCAUAUUUACCAAGCUGUGUAGAAGUGCUUAUCUUAAUUUAUAAUCAUUGAUAAGAAAAUCUCCCCUAAAUGUCAUAUUGUGUGUGCCAAGUAGUCCUUAAAAGCCUGAAUAUAAUACAUAAAAAGCAAAUCUAGCAUCAGAUCAUCACUCCUAGACCUGAGACUUGACAGAUUUAAGAUCCCAUUUUAUUCACAUCCCAAAGUGAAAAACCCACAUUUAAACUCACCGUUUUAGCAACCCUAACAGGGCUGGAAACUGAUUUUCCUAAAGAAUGUCAAGUAUCCCUUCCACUUGUGUUUAACUGUGACUGCACUCUAAGUCAGUCGUCUAUAUGCACUGGGUACUAAAUAAAUGGGCCCAAGCUAUUGUGUUGGCUCCUUGUACGGCAGUUAAUUCAUCCCCACCCACAUCUUUAAAUAUGCACAUGACAUUUAUCACAACAACCAUGGAUUGUACACUGCCUAUUGCUAGGUUGGCCAAACUUAUUAAAUAGCAUGGUAACCUUGUAAAAUAGGAACUUGUCAAAUAAAAAAUUCUGGCUAAAACCCCA